Molecule: messenger RNA, 1529 nt
Organism: Capsella rubella
Lineage: Eukaryota; Viridiplantae; Streptophyta; Magnoliopsida; Brassicales; Brassicaceae
Product: QWRF motif-containing protein 3
Exons: 6
Coding region: 9-1451 (480 amino acids)
Biological process (GO): centrosome cycle; spindle assembly
Cellular component (GO): cytoplasm; nuclear microtubule; centrosome
Molecular function (GO): microtubule binding
Source: RefSeq, a predicted model, not a curated record
GAGUAACAAUGAAGGGCUGUGAGCAUGAACAACAACUCAAAACAAGAAGAGCAAAGUCCCGGGAGGUUAGUUCACGUUUUCUCUCCUCUCCAUCUGCGUCUUCUUCUUCUCCAAACCGCAGAAACUCCACUUCUAAUUCAUCUAUCAAGAGAGAUGAUCAGAACAACAACAGUCUGAAAGUUCAUCUCGGCCUGAAAAAGCAUGAUAGGAUGUCAAAUGGCACAGAGGUUUGUUUCGGGUUACCAAACCAAAGUAGCAUAGAAAUUGACACAAAAGAAAACCGUAGGCCUUCACCGUGGAUUGAUGAUGAGGACAGCGUCAUACUUCCUGGCAGAUUUUCAGUUGAUGGAUGUGCAUUGUAUAGAGCAUCAUCAAGGAGAAACUCAUGCUCUCUACUAUAUGAAUCCUUAAACGAUGAAUCAGAUUCAGAGUUGAGUGAUGUAUCCCUCUCUUCAAGUGUUAGUACUAACCGUUCGUCCCGCAACCAUAAACCUGGUAUCAAGGUCUCUUCUAAGUAUCUACGUGAUUUAACAGCUGGACCAAGCAAAGGGAACAACAAUGAGACCAAACCAAGGUCACAAGAAGAUUUGCUGAGAGCUAAUAGCUUUAGGGGAAUUGAGAAUAGGUUGAAGAGGAAUAGUUCAGUGGCAAGGUAUGGAAGUUCGAUGUCCCAGUGGGCGCUUUCACCAGGAAGAUCGUUGGACACUCAGACAGUGACAGUUCCAAGCUCAAAACUAAAGCCUCCAAGAGGGAAAAGCGUGGGUAAACUAAUCAACCUCGGUUUUGAUUUCUUCAGGAGCAAAAACAAGUCUUCCCCCUUUACCUCACCACUAAAACCAAAGACAUGUGACACAGAAUCUGUUCAUCAGCUGAAGCUUAUGAAUAACCGGUUGGUUCAAUGGAGGUAUGUCAAUGCUAAAGCCUAUGCUGCAAACAAUAGCUUAGCCUUCCUAGAAAAGAAGCAAAUACUCUGUGCGUGGGAUACUCUUACCAAGUUGAAACAUUUGGUUCUGCAAGAGAGAAUCAAACUGCAGAAGGAAAAACUAGAGAUGAAGCUGAAUUAUGUGCUUCUUUCUCAAGUUAAGCAUCUUGAAGCUUGGGAGGACAUGGAAAUACAACACCUCUCAGCUCUGUCUAUGACUAGAGAAUCCCUGCAUUCUGUUCUGUCCAGGCUUCCCCUCAAAGAAGGUGCAAAGGUGAACAUCGAAUCAGCUGUGACUUUGUUUAAGACCGCGGAAGCAGUCACUGAUGCUAUCAUUUCAACAUUAAAUAGUUAUGCUCCAACGAUGGAGUUUAUUGUUCCACUGGCCUCCCAACUUGCGGAAGUGGCUGCACAAGAGAAACUGAUGCUGGAGCAAUGCCAUGAUCUUAUGAGAAUGGUUUCCGAGUUAGAGAUGCAGGAGAGGAGCUUGAAGUGCUGCUUCAUGAUUCAACAAAAACAGACUUUUUGAUACAGAACUUGGGUAGUAGCAGACCAUGUCAAAGCUUUGCGUCUCUGUUUUUUUAUAUAAAAGCAAAAUUUAGUAUCA